Protopterus annectens (West African lungfish) is the source of this 738-nucleotide messenger RNA. Its product is annotated as multiple epidermal growth factor-like domains protein 10. Bases 1 to 738 code for a protein of 245 amino acids. The record is from RefSeq and is a predicted model, not a curated record. The transcript is spliced from 5 exons. NCBI's taxonomy places the organism in Eukaryota, Metazoa, Chordata, Ceratodontiformes, Protopteridae.
AUGUCUUUAUUCCUCCCAGAGAAAGAGUAUCAGAGAGAGAAUCUCCUAGAUCUGACAUCUAAUGCAAUUGGAGAAGGUUUUUACUGUCCAGAAGGCAGUCAGAUGCCAAAAGCAUGCCCAGCUAAUACCAUCCGGAGGCUGUCAGGUGCACGCCAGCUUGAGGACUGUUCACCUUGUCCAGCAGGGUACUGGUGUAAGGAAGGUGAUCCUCAACUAUAUCCUUGCCCUGCUGGCCAUUAUUGUGAUGGUUUGAAUCAAACACACCCAGGCAGUCCUGCAGGACCUCAAAAGUGCCCCAUGCACACAUUUUACAACCUCACAGCAGCUGCAAGUAGGAGUAAAUGCCACCCUUGUCCAGCUGGAUUCCAUUGUAAUGAGACAGGCAUUAUCACCUUUGAGAAUUUCCCCUGUCCUCUUGGAUUCUGGUGUCCAGGCAGUGGAAAACCUUAUUUGUGCCCAGCUGGAAUGUUUAGAAGUAAACCAGGUGCUGCUUCUGAUAAAGAAUGCUACCCCUGCAUUCCUGGAUAUUACUGCCCUGACCCAACCUUAACAGGUCAACCAAACACCUAUGGUGUUCCAUGCCAAGCUUCCUAUGAGUGCCCUUCAGGGUCCACCAUGCCGAAGAUAUGUAGAGCAGGUUCUUACUGUGGACCUCAAACUGGUUUCCCUCCUGCCUGUCCUGCAGGAUUUUUUUGUCCAGAAGGAUCUCAUUCCUACAAUACCCCAGCUCAAAUGUAA